Molecule: messenger RNA, 1254 nt
Organism: Bombyx mandarina (wild silkworm)
Lineage: Eukaryota; Metazoa; Arthropoda; Insecta; Lepidoptera; Bombycidae
Gene: CPH22
Source: RefSeq, a predicted model, not a curated record
AUGCUGCACCAGGUAAUAAUAGCCCUGGCUGUCUUUACAUACGUGGACGGUUCUGGUAUCGGUCAUGCUCCGGCAACGGGUCCGGUCGUAACGUCUGCAAGCUCACAGUACUUUGAGAGGACGUUUAACCGUUUAGUAGCAGCACCUCCUCAGGUACUGGUCCCCGCUCCUGCACCACCACCUCCAGCUGUCGUCCCGGUGCCACAACCAAACCAAGUCUUUAUACCAGCGCCUGCGCCACCUCCUGUAGUAUUACAAGGUCAACCACCACCCGUGUUAGCAUCGCCACCACAACAAUUUAUACAUGUGCCACAACAGCAACCUGUUUUUACACCACAACAUGCUGUUUUUGUGUCUCCAGUACCGAAUAAUACUCCAGCACCAGCAAAUCCCGUUCAACCAACACCCGACGCCACGCAACAACCUAACGUUGCUAUAGCGGUUGCGACAGCUCAUGCUGCUGCACCAGUAGCAACGAUUUUAUUACCUCCUUAUCCAUUCGGAUUCCCACCUGGUUUUGGGUACAUACAACCAGAGCAACCAGUUAAUGUUCCUGAAGAGAAACCGAAAGAAACGACAACUCCUGUGCCAACAACACGAAUAACAGAAGCUACCACGACUGUGAGGGAACCGGAAACGACGCCUGUUCCGUCGAACAGUGACAAUAGCUUUGUACAAGCUUUACCUUCGAACGAAAAUGUCAAUUUUAAGCAAUACGGAAUGCCUUUACCACAACCUCAACUUCCGCAGUUCCAAGGAUGUAAGCGUUGUAACGGAGUUUUACCACAACGACAGCCUUUGCCACAAGCAGAAGCAACAGGACAAUCGUCGAGUACUACUACCCCUGUACGACCCUGGCCACAACAACCAAAGCCACAAGGCUGGUCGCAACACGUGCAUUACCCUAUCAAGGAUGCACCCCAGACACUUAAGACGUCAGUCGAAGUGGUACCCAUCCCUCUGGCAUACAUAGCGCCACCACCGGCUACAAGACAACAGCCACACCGUCACAUUAAAAUAAUAAAACACAUAUACGGCUUCGCAGCGGAGCCUAGUUCGAAAGUCAUAAUAAGAGAAGUUCCAACGUCUUUGAGGAUACGUCAAGUCAAGAGACCGGCACACACGUACGGGCACAAAGCUGCCAUCGCCACGAGAAGUGUUCUUUCACAAAACCAAAAACCUUUGAACAAGAAUGCCGAACCGACUACUUUUAGACCGCUAUCGGGAACACAUCAAAAACCACCAAAGGUUUAG